AUGUCGGACAAGAAGAAUGAAGACUUUGUAGUGCGGAUGCCCGAGGGCGGUGCCUUCGAAAGCGAAAAGGACCCCUUCCUGACCAGGACCAAUUCCCACCGAGCUCGUCAAGAUGCGGGCCUGACUGCCGUCUACUCCAAGCUCGACAACAGCCCGGGAAUCUCUAUUCUUGCCUACUGCCUGUCGUCGAUCAGCAUGACUGUUGUCAACAAAUACGUUGUCUCGGGAUCGGCAUGGAAUCUCAACUUCUUCUACCUUGCAGUUCAGUCUAUCGUCUGUAUAGUGGCGAUCAUAUUUUGCAAGCAAAUAGGCGUGAUCAAGAACCUCGCUCCUUUCGACACAACAAAGGCAAAGAAAUGGUUCCCUGUCUCCCUGCUUCUCGUGGGCAUGAUCUACACCAGCACCAAGGCCCUCCAAUUCCUAUCCGUCCCGGUUUACACCAUCUUUAAGAACUUGACCAUCAUCGUCAUCGCUUACGGAGAGGUGCUUUGGUUCGGCGGCAGUGUCUUGCCGAUGGCCCUUCUCUCCUUCGGACUGAUGGUGCUCAGCUCGGUCAUUGCGGCCUGGGCUGAUAUCCAAGCCGCGAUUAACGGAGUCGGCUAUGCGCCCGAUGCCUCCGACACCCUCUCGACCUUGAAUGCCGGAUACGCGUGGAUGGGCAUGAAUGUCUUCUGCACGGCCGCGUAUGUCCUCGGUAUGCGCAAGGUCAUUAAGAAGAUGAACUUCAAGGACUGGGAUACCAUGUUCUACAACAACCUUCUCACCAUCCCUGUUCUCAUUAUCUGCUCCCUCAUUGCUGAGGACUGGUCCAGCGAGAAUCUGAGCAAGAAUUUCCCGCUGGAAACUCGCAAUGCCCUGCUCAUCGGCAUGAUCUACUCGGGCCUUGCCGCCAUCUUCAUCUCCUACUGUUCGGCGUGGUGCAUCCGAGUAACGUCGUCGACCACCUACUCCAUGGUUGGAGCCUUGAACAAGCUUCCCAUUGCCGUCAGCGGCCUUAUCUUCUUCGACGCGCCCAUCACGUUUGGCAGCGUCUCAGCCAUCAUCGUCGGCUUCUUCAGCGGUCUUGUUUUCGCCUGGUCCAAGAUCCCGGCGAAGAAGAAUCUCUUGCCCACCUCUCAGCCCGUGAUGAGCGCGAGCUCUCAGAGCAACAGGGAUGCCAACUCGUGA
Messenger RNA from Phialemonium atrogriseum, 1167 nucleotides. Its product is annotated as GDP-mannose transporter. Gene Ontology annotation, cellular component: Golgi apparatus. Gene Ontology annotation, molecular function: GDP-fucose transmembrane transporter activity; antiporter activity. The record is from RefSeq and is a predicted model, not a curated record. The transcript is spliced from 4 exons. NCBI's taxonomy places the organism in Eukaryota, Fungi, Ascomycota, Sordariomycetes, Cephalothecales, Cephalothecaceae. Bases 1 to 1167 code for a protein of 388 amino acids.